Messenger RNA from Triticum turgidum subsp. durum (durum wheat), 831 nucleotides. The record is from the annotation of a GenBank genome assembly. NCBI's taxonomy places the organism in Eukaryota, Viridiplantae, Streptophyta, Magnoliopsida, Poales, Poaceae.
AUGAUUCCCAACCUCUCCGCCCUCGAGAACCACUUCGGCGCCGCCGCCGCCGGCAGCGACGACUUCGCCGGCCUCUUCUCCGCCGACGCCGCCGACCAGCUCGCCCUCGAGUUCCCCACCUGCAACGACUUCGAUGGGUUCCAGAAGGCGACCAAGGAGAUGGUGAACAACAAGAAGGGGACCACCACGCUCUCCUUCAUCUUCGACAAGGGCGUCAUCGUCGCCGCCGACUCCCGGGCCAGCAUGGGCGGCUACAUAUCUUCGCAAACUGUGAGGAAAAUCAUCGAGAUUAAUCCCUACAUGCUGGGAACCAUGGCUGGAGGUGCUGCUGAUUGCCAAUUUUGGCAUAGAAACUUGGGGCGGCUCCAUGAGCUGGCGAACAAGCGGAGGAUCUCCAUUGCUGGUUCUUCAAAGACGUUGGCUAAUAUCCUUUAUUCAUACCGCGGGAUGGGACUUUCAAUCGGUACCAUGAUUGCUGGAUUUGAUGAAACUGGUCCGGGCUUGUACUAUGUUGAUAGCGAGGGUGCAAGGCUCAAGGGAAGCCGAUUCUCUGUUGGUUCUGGCUCUCUAUAUGCUUAUGGUAUCUUGGACGAGGGUUACAAAUUCAACAUGUCAGUUGAGGAAGCUGCUGAGUUAGCUCGGCGGGCUAUUUACCACGCAACAUUCCGUGACGGAGCUAGUGGUGGCUGUGUUAGUGUCUACUAUGUUGGCCCUGACGGCUGGAAGAAGUUGUCUGGAGAUGAUGUUGGAGAGCUGCACUACCACUACUACCCAGUCCAGGCGGCUCCUGUCGAGCAAGAGAUGGCCGAGGCCCCUUCUGCGUCAACCUGA